Messenger RNA from Rubroshorea leprosula, 240 nucleotides. Lineage: Eukaryota; Viridiplantae; Streptophyta; Magnoliopsida; Malvales; Dipterocarpaceae. The record is from the annotation of a GenBank genome assembly.
CUCCGCUGAGUUAGGAGCUGAGUACGGGUUAGAAGCUGAGUACGCCUCAGAAGCUGACUUAGAAGCUGAGUACGACUUAAGAGCUUCGUAAGAAGCUUUGUACUUGCCUCAGAAGCUGAGUACGACUUAAGAGCUUUGUCCGGCAGCUUUGCUGCCUACGACGACGACUGACAAACCUUCGCUUUGUAAGGAGCUAAUUCUGAAGCUAAGUAAGAAUAAGAGUAAAUGAAAACUCCUCAG